Molecule: messenger RNA, 1467 nt
Organism: Cyphellophora attinorum
Lineage: Eukaryota; Fungi; Ascomycota; Eurotiomycetes; Chaetothyriales; Cyphellophoraceae
Product: Calcium-binding mitochondrial carrier SAL1
Exons: 3
Coding region: 1-1467 (488 amino acids)
Biological process (GO): transmembrane transport
Molecular function (GO): calcium ion binding; ATP transmembrane transporter activity
Source: RefSeq, a predicted model, not a curated record
AUGAACGGAGAGACGGAGGAACACCGCGAAAAGCGGAUACACGAGUUAUGGCGAAAGCUCGACACCUCGGCAGCGGGGCAGAUAGACUUGACAGGACUCAAGAAGGGACUGAAGAAGAUCGAUCACCCGUUGAAGAAUGCCGACGACCUCCUCCACGACGUUCUGAAAGCAGUAGACACUUCCGGCGAUGGUCGAAUCCAGUUCCACGAGUUCAUGGUGUUUGUUGAGCAUGCUGAGAAAGAGCUGUACCAACUGUUUCAGAGUAUAGAUCGCGACCACAGCGGUGCUUUGGACAAGGAUGAACUUCGCAUGGCGUUCAAGAGGGCAGGGCUUACUAUUUCUUCGAACAAACUGGAUCAGUUCUUUGACGAGGUCGAUACGAAUCACGAUGGAGAAAUCAGCUUCGAGGAGUGGAGAGACUUUCUACUUUUCAUACCAGCCGGCGUGCCAAGUCUGCGUGCAGUCCUCACUUACUAUUCGGCCACGGCGAAUGUCAACCAGGAAGGAGACGUGCACAUCAACGAUACUCUCCAGGGCUUCGGCUACUUCAUAGCUGGAGGCAUGGCAGGUAUGAUCUCACGGACAACCACGGCUCCCUUGGACCGUUUGAAAGUGUAUCUUAUUGCUCAGACCUCUCCGAAAGAAGCUGCCGUUGAUGCCGCCAAGAAAGGCGCUCCAGUAGCAGCUAUCAGGCAUUUCGCGCAACCCCUGCGCGACGCAUGUAAGGAACUGUGGCGAGCAGGCGGCAUACGAAGUCUAUUUGCUGGGAACGGCCUCAACGUCGUUAAGGUCAUGCCCGAAUCAGCGGUCAAGUUCGGUGCAUACGAGGCAGCGAAGAGAUUCUUCGCCAACAUCGACGGCUCAGAUCCCAAGCAUCUUCAUCCGACGGCCCAAUUCCUAGCUGGCGGCUUCGGUGGUGCCGUAGCACAGUGCAUGGUCUAUCCGCUCGACACACUGAAGUUUCGAAUGCAAUGCGAAACAGUCCAAGGAGGCCUGCGAGGCAAUGCGCUGAUAACAGAAACAGCUAAGAAGAUGUGGCGGCAAGGCAAACUUGGGCCUUUCUACCGAGGUCUCGGUAUGGGUCUCGCCGGCAUGUUUCCCUACUCGGCCAUCGAUCUGCUCAUCUUCGAAAAGUCCAAGGCAUUCUACCUCUCACGCCGUGCCAAGGACCUGCGCUGCCACGAGUCAGACGUCACUAUGAGCAACGUAUGGACAGCCGCUAUCGGCGCCACUUCAGGAGCGAUCUCCGCUACUGUUGUCUACCCGAUCAACCUGUUACGAACACGGUUACAGGCUCAGGGCACGGUGUUGCAUCAAGCGACGUACACCGGAAUAGUCGAUGUCACGCAGAAGACGCUUCGCAACGAGGGUUUCAAGGGCUUGUUCAAAGGCGUGACGCCGAAUCUCUUGAAAGUGGCGCCCGCAGUGAGCAUCAGUUAUGUUGUCUAUGAGACUCGAAGCGGUUGA